Molecule: messenger RNA, 726 nt
Organism: Acanthoscelides obtectus
Lineage: Eukaryota; Metazoa; Arthropoda; Insecta; Coleoptera; Chrysomelidae
Source: the annotation of a GenBank genome assembly
AUGGUCCGGAAUUACAUACGUAAGAAAGCUCCUCCAGCCUAUAGCAAAAACGAUUUGAAAGAGGCAGUACAAGCUGUGCAAAGAGGUACUCUAACAUUAUAUAGAGCUGCAUUAUUGUACAAAAUACCCAAAGCUACUUUAUUUACUCAUGUAAAGGGUAAACGGGGUAUAAAAAGUAAUACGUUGGGUAAGGCACCAGCUCUGCCUUAUAAUGUAGAACAAAAAUUUUCCAACAGUAUUAAAAUACUCGAAAAAUGGGGUAUGGGACUAUCAAAGAGAGAAGUUCUUCAACUAAUUGGGCGGUAUGUGAAAGAAAAUAAUAUAGUAACCCCUUUCAAGAAUGGAGUUCCUGGCAAUGAUUAUUUCGUCAGAUUCACGAAAGCAUUUCAUUUAAGCCAGAAAAAACCGCAAUCUGUGGAAGUGGCUCGAAAGAGGUCUAUGGAUCCAUUUGUUAUGUAUGAUUACUUCAAUAUCCUCAAACAGCAUAUUGAAAAUAUCCCAGCAUCGCAAAUUUAUAAUAUUGAUGAAACCGGUUUCUGCCUGGAUCCAUCCCAGAUAAAAGUUGUUGGAGAGAAGGGUAGAGCAGCCCAUAGGACAACAAGUGGUCCAGGACGAGAGAAUAUAACAGUUCUCCUUGGGGGAAACGCUGCAGGUGAAAAACUUCCUCCACUCGUAGUGUUCAAGGGUAAACACAUAUGGAAUAGUUGGAUUCCAACUGCCAACUGA